UAGACAAGAAGACAAAUCCAUCUAGUCGAUCCUCUGACGGCUUGAUUUCUUGCAGCAAUCAGCUUCUUCUUGAUCUCAUUAUGAUGCACUUUGCAGAUUUUGCUCAGUAAUUCGCAGCCGACUCGGAGGAGGCUGUCCUGAUGAAGUGUCGGCAGAGGGAGGAGGAACCCAGAGAGAGGAAGGAAGCGAGGAUCACGUCACGGAGACUCGGAGUGAGACGGACUGAAUAGUGUUUAAUGGACGAUCCUUGAUGCGGGCCGGGGACCGAGCUGGGGCCAAUUUACGUCUGUUUGCGGCGCGUUGGACAACGAUGAUUUUGUUAACUUGCCGGGCGUGAAAAAAAGAAGGGGGGGUGACAAAGCUCUUCGCAGAGGAAACGGCAACACAGAAGCAGCAGCAGCAGCAGUAGCAGCAGCAGUAGCAGCAGCAGCAGAUCUCAUCUUUUUCAGGAUCUCCUCUACAGCAGAGAAAUGGAAAUGUGUGUGUAGCCCCUCCGCCUCCUCCUCCUCAUCCUCCUCCUCCGUUUGCCUGUUUACUGAAGGAUUUGGAAACAGCCCGGUCGUGACAACUUGGAACUUAAUGAGUGGAGGAGACGUUUAGUUCAAAAUCCUCCACGGGACUUUUGGUUUCAUUUUUUGAACGGCGGGGGAAAAAAACCGAGAAGCAGCGAGAUCAUCGGGAGAAUUAACAGGUCACAGCUCCGACACAUUGAAAAUGAGUGAGCUGGAGCAGCUUCGUCAGGAGGCCGAGCAGCUUCGGAACCAGAUAAGAGAUGCCAGGAAAGCAUGUGGAGACUCAACCCUGACACAGAUAACUGCUGGUCUGGAUCCUGUUGGGCGGAUUCAGAUGCGGACAAGACGCACCCUCCGUGGCCAUCUUGCCAAGAUCUAUGCCAUGCACUGGGGUACAGACUCACGGCUUUUGGUUAGCGCCUCUCAAGAUGGAAAACUGAUCGUCUGGGACAGCUACACUACUAACAAGAUACACGCCAUCCCUCUGCGCUCCUCCUGGGUAAUGACCUGUGCAUAUGCCCCCUCUGGGAACUAUGUGGCCUGUGGAGGCCUGGACAACAUCUGCUCCAUCUACUGCUUGAAGACACGUGAAGGCAACGUCAGGGUCAGCAGGGAACUACCCGGACACACAGGUUACCUGUCAUGUUGCCGUUUCAUUGACGACAAUCAAAUCAUCACGAGUUCAGGAGACACCACGUGUGCACUGUGGGACAUUGAGACGAGCCAGCAGACCACGGUUUUCUCUGGCCACAGCGGCGAUGUCAUGAGUCUGUCCCUGUCGCCCGACCUCCGCACCUUCGUGUCGGGAGCCUGCGAUGCUUCGGUCAAACUGUGGGACAUCAGGGACAGCAUGUGCCGGCAGACCUUCACAGGCCACGAGUCGGACAUCAACGCCAUCUGUUUCUUUCCCAAUGGCAGCGCCUUCGCCACAGGCUCCGACGACGCCACCUGCAGGCUGUUCGACCUGCGUGCAGACCAGGAGCUCAGCCUCUACUGCCACGACAACAUCAUCUGUGGCAUCACCUCUGUGGCUUUCUCCCGCUCCGGCCGCCUGCUGCUGGCCGGUUACGAUGACUUUAACUGUAACAUCUGGGACGCCAUGAAGGGAGACAGAGCAGGAGUCCUGGCCGGCCAUGACAAUCGUGUGAGCUGCCUGGGUGUGACGGAUGACGGCAUGGCAGUGUGCACUGGGUCCUGGGACAGCUUCCUUAAGAUCUGGAACUGAGCCAUGCACAUAAACAGCAAACACACAUACACACAUACACACACACACACACAGCUCCUAUCUUGGGGCACAGUUUGCACCCUGUAUUCACACUGUAUGUAAGAUUCAACAGACAAACAUUGUACUGUACAUAAUAUAUAUGACUUAGGUAUGAAUUUACACACGCAAACAGAAACACUGUAUGCAGGACGAGAUGACACAUGCCCACAUGACCUGCAGCUGAUUUAAGUGCACAGCAGCAAGACUACAGCAACCCCCCCCCCCACCACCACCUCCCACCCCGCACCGCACCACAAACACACACAGAGUCUGUAAAAUGUGACCAAAUACAGCUCAGUGUCCAGCUACUCAAAUAAAAACACACAUACCACUGUAACCUGAAGCCUUUUAACACAUGCAUUCAGUUCACACACAGACGCACACCUUUUUCCUGAGAGACACUGCUCCUCAAGUUAAGCGGAGGAGAAGACGUCAUUGGACAAUUCUGUCUUUGUUUACAAUGUCCAAAAUGCACUUCAGACUAAUUUUUCUGUUUUUGUCUCAGUGCUGUAAGCAUCUCAGCAAAAGGUGAUGUGAAAGAAGACUCACACUGAAACAAAUCACAUCACUCACAGACAGGAUGGACCCGUGAUCGACAGAGUCCUAGGAAAAUCUUGAUUCCUUCAUCUGGACAUAACGUAGUCAUGGUUUUUAUAGUUAAGAACCCCCAUAUUCAGUUUAAAGCUUUAGUUUUUUUGUUGUGCUUAUUAUUAUUUUGUUUUGUUUUUUUACACUUCUUUUCUUCACAUUCUCCCCGUGUGCCUCAGAUACACUUAUUAAUAGAGAAUACUGAUACAAUUAAAUGAACUCAAAACAAUCUGAGAUAAAGAUAAGAAAUUAAAGCAUUAUAAGACACAUCUCAGUGGGCAGGAGCCAGUAUUCAUACUUUGACUUCGUCACUGUAUUAUCUGGUCAUUACUAUGGUAUAAUUGUACAUAUUAUUAAUAAAUAAUAGACUCUCCUGCCA
Mugil cephalus (flathead mullet) is the source of this 2743-nucleotide messenger RNA. RefSeq names its product guanine nucleotide binding protein (G protein), beta polypeptide 2 (gene gnb2). The transcript has 11 exons. The record is from RefSeq and is a predicted model, not a curated record. Gene Ontology annotation, biological process: G protein-coupled receptor signaling pathway. Gene Ontology annotation, cellular component: cytoplasm; heterotrimeric G-protein complex. NCBI's taxonomy places the organism in Eukaryota, Metazoa, Chordata, Actinopteri, Mugiliformes, Mugilidae. The coding region runs from base 715 to 1737 and encodes 340 amino acids. Gene Ontology annotation, molecular function: protein binding; signaling receptor complex adaptor activity.